Messenger RNA from Plasmodium inui San Antonio 1, 7065 nucleotides. RefSeq lists its product as hypothetical. Gene Ontology annotation, cellular component: telomerase catalytic core complex. Lineage: Eukaryota; Apicomplexa; Aconoidasida; Haemosporida; Plasmodiidae. The transcript has a single exon. Gene Ontology annotation, biological process: telomere maintenance via telomerase. The record is from RefSeq and is a predicted model, not a curated record. Gene Ontology annotation, molecular function: telomeric repeat DNA binding; telomerase RNA binding. Bases 1 to 7065 code for a protein of 2354 amino acids.
AUGAUGCAGGGCGGCACUUGUGAGGAGGGGGGAGCCAGCGUGGGAAGCGUAAAGUUCGUAACAAGCGGAAACUGUGUAGGAAGCGGUAACUGUGUACGAAGCGCCAACUUCAUGGGAAGCGACUACUUGAGAGACAUCUUCCAGUGCAGAGACAAGAAAAUAAAAAUCUUCAAAGCGUACCUGAAGAAAAAGCUGAACGUGGAAUCGUAUACCCUGGGAGAAUACUCACUCAAGCAUGAUGAAAAAUUCCGGAGGAUAUUCUUCGAGAACAUUUUAAAAGAACAUAUCAUUGGGAAGAGGAAGAAGGACAAAUUGUUCAUCCUAAACGAACUACUCAUGGACAAAGGAUUUUUCCAAGAUGAUUUCUACUAUCAAUAUUUUUUACAAAAUGUUCUGUUGCUAGAAGAUUUUACUUUAAAAAGGCUGGAGGGGAAUCACCAUGGAGAUUUCGUCUUCAAAGAGAAAAAAAAUGACAUACUGAAUUGGAAACAGGGUUAUAGUCAUGUGAAGAAAAAAUUGAAUGAAAAGGGAAUUGACCAGAAAAGUAAAAUCUACAAAAAUUCUGUACUUCUGUUUAACUCGACAAAGUUUUCCUACGAAGAUAAAAACUGUUGUGAUUACUUUUACAGCUUAAAAGUUUGGGACAUUUUCUUUAAUUAUGUUUCUUUCGAUUUUUUAAAUUAUCUCCUGUCGAAUACACUUAUCUUCAUAUCGGACUUUUUUUUUCUUAACCUGAGUGAGAAGCUGCCUGUGCAGAAUUCCUUCCUUGUCUUAGUCAGCCACGUCGAUCUCAAGUAUGAUGACAUGAAUGAGGUGCAAGACAGGAUAUUUUCCAAGAAGAAGAAACUCGCAUAUAACACGAAGCAGGUGAAGAUCAUUUACCAGAGGGACCACAGUAGACGCCUCCCCGAAAAAGAGCUUCUCAGCUUGUUGCCCCACAAAGUGGUGUCUUCCCACCCUGAUGGCACCCCCCCCCAAGGGGCGCCUUCCCCAUUGGAUAUAAAUGGCACUCCAGAGGAAAGGGACCUAUACAGAGAAGAUGACCCAGUGGAGGAACACCCCAAAGAGGAAUUCCAAUCUGUUACUAAACCGGAUUGUGCAAAAGGGGCAAACAAAAGGAAGAUCGACCAGUGGGGUAGCGAAGAAGAAGUUAUUGCAGGUAAGAAGUGCAAAAGGAAGAAAAUGAAUCCAAGCGAUGAUUCAACGGAGGGAAGACAAAUAGACCCCUUAAAAUAUGCAAUGAAAAAUAACGAGGCACAAAGAGAGGAAGCCACCCCUGCAGACGACACACAAACAGAUGGACAACAAUAUAAAUACUUAUUCAAAAAGAAGAGACAAACGAUUCGGCGGAACGAGGUUAGCUCAUACGUUAAUCACCUUUACCUAGUCCAGUGCAGUGGGAGAAUUCUCAAAAAUGAGUUCCUCAAGGAGAUGAAGCAGAUACAGAAGGAAAAUAAGGAGGCAGAGAAGGCCCAGGAGGGUCACGUCGAAGUUUUGGAAAACGGGAUAGAAGCAGCAGAUGGAGAGGAGCGAGAAUCUCCGAGAAAGGUGCUUCCGAAGAUAAGCUUCUUUUCUGAUGGAAAAGCGGAAAAGGAACCUCUCAGUUGCCCGAAGUCCAAACCUGGACAGGAGGAGAAGAAAAAGUGGAGCAAAAUAAUCAUCAAUCGAAAUAACAUCCUUCAACAUAACACAACAAACAAGUACAAAAAGUUCCUCCUAAAUAAGAGGAUCCUUUUCGACAAAAUUGAAAAUGUCCCCUUGUUCACAUACCAUUUGCUGAAUUAUAUUUUCAAGUCAGAUCAGAAAUACUUUUUCCACAACAAUUUCAUAGAUGAAUAUAAACAUAAAAUUUCGAAGCAGAUAAAAUGCAACACGAAAAAGAAUGAUAUAUCUUUCCUUCUGUUAAGAAAGGAAAACAGAACACCAUCAAAUGUGUCACUCUGUAGUAGGAGUAGAGACAAACGAAACAACGUGUCUGCCCGCUUGAAAAAAACGAACAUACUGAAAUAUGUUUACUGCCAUUUUGAACAAUUCAUAACAAAUACGAGGAAGGCAAAUUUUGAUAAAAUAUAUAGCCAAUAUUUUCCAAAAAAUAAAAUGAAAAAUAAAAUUAGAAAAAUUUUUAAAACAAUUAAAUCACGCAUUAUUGACAAAUAUAAAAUUGUAAAUAUCCGGAGAAACAGGAAAUUCAUCAAACAGAAAAUGUAUGAUGUUUUUUUUAAAAAAUCUGACUUCCUUUCAUUUUCUCUUAAGACUUAUAACGUUAUAAAUUUCCUUGUACAUAUUACGAAGAAAUGUGUGCCUGUGAAACUUCUGGGCAGUCGUCACAAUUUUAAGGUCUUCAUAAAAAAUGUGAAAAAUUUUGUCCUACUGAAUUAUAAGGAAAAUUUUACCAUGGACCAAAUGAUGAAGCACGUUAGGGUUAGAAAUGUCUUCCAGAAGGCGGUCUCCCACAGGUGCGGCAACAGGUGCGCCAGCAGACACGCCAACAGGGUAUCACACAGGCACGUGGAGAACGUCCAAGUGGGUGCACUGGAAGGGAGUGCAACCCAAGUGGUGACCCAGGCACUUCCCACUCAUUGUACCGACAACCUUUAUAAAGAACCCAAAACGUGGAAGUCAAAGAGGAGGAGCAAACAAAUGCGGUUCUUCGACCCGGAGAAAGACACAUCCAUAUUUGAGACCCUUAGGAGGAAAUAUUUGAUGAAAAAAAAAAAAAUUCACAUAGCACUUCUGAAGAGGCAUCUCCUAAACAGACUCAUUUAUUUCCUCUUCAAUUAUUUCAUCAUGCCUGUAAUUAGGAAGUACUUUUUCCUCACCAAAUCGGAGCACACUAUUCACAAAACGAUUUUUUUUGACAAGAAAUCGUGGAACUACUUCACCAAGGUUUCUAACUUUUGUCUCUACCACCAGAACUUCCGCGGUAAGAAGCUAGAGCGGAGGGUGGAAUCAGGAAAGAAAGGGCGGACAAGCGGUGGGAAGCUCAAGAGGAUGAAACUCCAGAAGGGUCAUAGGAUUUCCAAGGGGAGACAAAUCGAAAACGGGAGGGAGCGCCCACCCGCACUGCGAAACCGGGGGGAGGAAAAAAAAAGACAAAAACAUCAAAGUGGCAUAAUACGAAGCAGCAGAAAAAAUGAACGUUUCCAAUGUGGAAAGAAGAAACAAAGAGGCAGGUCCACCUCAACCGAACCAAACAAACGCAUCGAAGAUCUAUACCAAAUGACCAUUCUGAGUAAAAAAACGGUUAGACCGUACUUAACCAAGUUCUAUUACAAAGUGAAGAAGAAGUAUUUCUCCCUCAGGAAAAAGUACCUCCUCUAUCGAACGAAGAUGAUCCCUCAGGUGGACAAACAAUUUGCACCCUAUGUACACUUUGCUGACCAGAAGGGACACCUCUUCAGGUUUAUUUCGAAGCGAUUUUUUAAAAAAACAAAAAGGAAUUACGUUAAGCGAUUUUACCGAUUGGUCAAGCGGGUUAGGAGAAGGAUGAUGAGCAUAAAGCGCGUCCGAGAUGGGGAGACAAAACAAAGGAAAGACGACAAAAUAGCCGGGCCUUCUGCAAAGAAUGAUCCGAUCAGACGCGCCGAAGCGAGGACGCCCACAAGUGCAUCGAUAUGCAGGGGAAGGACCCCGCGGAAAAAAAAACCCGAGAAGGAGAAGACGGCCAGGAUGGAGAAGGCGAAGAACGCGAAGAACACGAAAAACACGAAAAACACGAAAAACACGAGAAACACAAACAACGCAGACCGCGCGAACAGCGCGAAAAAGAAGAAAAUUCACAUACACAGAAUAAAAAGCAUGAUAGAGAAGCGCAAUUUUCUUCUCAAGCUGAAUUCAAUAAAUCGGUUUUUUUCGAAAAAGUUAAGAAUAAAUUGGGUGCCGAAGAAAAAAGGGCUAAGACCUCUAAUAAAUCUGUCUACGUUGAACGUUCCAGAAAGUGUAAAGAAUCGAAUCAGGGAAAUUUUAAAAAAUAAAAAAAGCAGCGAGUUUUAUUUCCACAACAUAUUGAAUAACAUGGGAAAAGAUAGCAAAGAAAAAAAAAAAUCCAGGAAAAAAAAAUACAACAGAAAGAACUUCAACCCAGUGUCGUUAAAUCAGUUAUGUAACUUCUCUUUAAAAUGUCUGGGAAAUGUGAGAAGUAAUAACAGCGUUUUAUUUCAAAACACGCUAACCAAGACAAACGAAACAGAGUUAAAGCUUAAGAAGUGGCUGGAUUAUUUGAAGAACUGGUUUUAUCGGAAAAAGAAAAAUAAAAAAUAUAUAAAAAAUAAAUUAAAAAAAGGAAAAGUCAUCUAUGCAUACAUCUGUAUCGGAGACUUCUCCAAUUGUUACGAACAUAUAAAUCAUAAUUAUCUCUUCAAAAUAUUGAAGGAUUUUCUUCAUGGCAUUUCAAAUUUUGAAUUUAUAUAUGUCUUUAAAAGAUCCUUCCGUCUCUAUAAUCAUUAUAUGAACAAUUCCCUCCUAACCUAUUACCCUGUUAACGUCCAAGAAUUCGGCAAACAUUGCAUUAAAAAUUUGAGAGAGCUUAUUGUAAAAUCAAAUUCGAACAAAUCGCACAGCUUCCUCCUCAGACAGUUUUUUAAAAAUAGCUCCUGCUCCGAUUUGUAUAUUUUCUCCGACUCUUACAAAAGUGUGCAGGUCGAAAUGAGAGACAUCCUCAUGACCAUCAUCACCAUCGUUCGGUACUAUUACUUAAACAUCUACUUCAGCAUCAAGGAGAUAAAAAUGCAGUGGAGAAAUAUUUUCUACUUUCAGCUUUUUCAGAAGGAGAAAAGGGAAGAAAUUUAUCGCAGCUUGCGCAGCAGGAGAACGUUGGAUCAGUUGCGCUGCUUACAGGGGGGAGAGGAAGCCAUGGAGGGGGAAGCGGUGAAUGAGAAAGCGAUGCAGCAGAGGGGUGUUAUGGAGAACCCCCCUUCGGGCGCAACAGAACAAGUGGUCAGCACACCGCAAAGGGGGCCUUGCCUCCCCGACGGCCGGGCCGCAAAUAAGGCGAACUCGCUCGGAUUGAGGCGUCUUGCGCUAAGCACUGCCAUCACCACUAGCGCUGCGGAACGUGACGAUGGUAAAGGUUGCGAACAUGGUGAUGCGGAUGAAAUUGGAGAAGAUGGGAGGGGAAGACCUACUAAGUUAUCGAGGCGGAACGGAGACCAACUUGUGGGUCGCAGGCCCGGGGAGAAUUGCAGCGAAAUGGCGGCCUUGACAAAAGGGGAAGGGGCGAGAAUAAGUUCUUCAGAAAGAAUUUCCCCAAAUUGCGCCGAUAGGAGCGCCGCCAAUUUCGCUGAAAGGAACCCCCGAGCAGAGGCAGAAAAAAACGUCCGAACAUCCGCAGAAAAAAACUUCCUCACAUUUCAAGACAAAAAAAUCAUCAGCGACAUUUGCGGACUGCCGCAGGGAUUCACUUUGUCCAACAUCCUCUGUUCCCUCUACUAUGCCUAUCUGGACCGAAAUGAAGAAUUUCAAAAUAUUCUCUAUUCAGAUCAGGACAGGGGAAGAACGACCACUCCCCCUCAUCUCCAGAGAAAAAAUGUAAACGCGGUGAAUUACCAAAACUUGAAUUCUCUGCUAAUAAGAUUUAUCGAUGACUUUCUCUUUAUAACGGUUAACAAGAGGAAUAUGAAGCGAUUUAAGAAGCUGCUGCUCACAAGGAAAAUCUGGGGGGGGAAUAUAAAUUCGUCUAAGACAAAGAUUUUCAAGCUUCCCCUUAUUUAUAAGAAUAACUUAUUUCUGGAGAAUGUCUGGACAGGGGGAGAAGUCUCCGGAGGGAAGAGGUGUUAUGGAAAGGGGAAGACGCGCCAAACUCUGCCGAAGCAACUGUCCGCAUCGGAACAUCCACCUCCGCUGAGCACUGAAUGCGCCUCUCCGGACUCGUACAUGAUGACCCCACAGGGGCAAAGCGGGACCCCUUCAAGCAUCCCGAUCAGCGCCGAGAUCAGCGCCGAGAUCAGCGGUAAGAUCGCCAGCCCGAUCAGCGACGCGAAACGGAAGAGGAAGCCAAUCGUUGAGAGCAGAGAGACAGUUGCAACUACCCCCCUGAGUGAUGACUUGGCAAGUGCCGCAAAAUGUAGCAUCUCCAGUGGCGAACUCCAAAUGGGGGUUACCGCACGAAAGGGGACCGUCAAAAUGGCGAAGAAAAAAGGGGGAGGAAAGCUAUCCAAAGCGAAAAGAAGCAAACUAAUAAAAGAGCUGCUCGAAAAGAGGAGAAGGUUAACAGGAAGAUUAUCCUUUAGAGGGAGGCAAAAAAUUAACAAGUCCCUGAAGCGGUUGAUGCGGUUAUCGAGGAGAAGCGAAAAAUUUGCGCGUGUAAACCGCUGUACUGCUGGGCACGCCCGAAGCGUGAUGCCGAUCGAGUGGCUAAACAAUUCGUACACAUUUGACUUCGCAAGCAACUGCGUGCACAGCACAUCGUGCCAGUGGAAAAACAAACAAGACGCAACCAUUAGGAACCACCUGCACCUAAACAAUGUGAUCGUAGAAAAAAACUCCUCAAUAAGCUAUAUGAAAUUCUUGGUGGAAAAUAGAAUCAUGAGAAAUGUGAUAUCUAAGAUGAAGAAAAAUCACAUGAUUUAUAGAAACAAGCAAAAUACCUACUUUGCUUACAAAAAUAAUUUCAUUCUCCUAAAAAGCGCCAUCUUAAAAUUCGUCUGUUCGAUUAAAACGUUGAAGAGAAUGUUUAAUGCCUUUUACAACAAUUGCUACAACACGAGAUUUGUUUUUCAUUUAAUUUCCUAUUUGAGGAAGUCACUUAUCAAAAAUAGGAAGAUUAAAUUUGUGAAGCUUUUUUUGGUCGACACUGCGUUGGAGGCGUUGCGGUACGCUCGGGUGUUCAAUGCGAGCAGCCCGCUUUUCCCAUGCCUUAGGCGUCUGAGAACCGUCAGGAGGAGGCUCCUUAAUCGGUACAAACGGGGGAAGAGGCGGUGUAACAGAUGGGACCAUUUGGUUCAAUACUAUGACCUGUUUUGCCUCCUCCGGAAGGAAGUGCGCAGCACGUGGCCUUACAUGUUUAAAAUUCCGGAUGACGCUACGCCCACCGCGGUGACGCAGAGGGGGGAGGGAAAAGCAAAUUGA